Molecule: messenger RNA, 5857 nt
Organism: Scylla paramamosain (green mud crab)
Lineage: Eukaryota; Metazoa; Arthropoda; Malacostraca; Decapoda; Portunidae
Product: transcription initiation factor TFIID subunit 1-like
Exons: 7
Coding region: 2204-3868 (554 amino acids)
Source: RefSeq, a predicted model, not a curated record
AAAUGCUGGCAAACCACAAAGUAAUCAUAUUAUGUAUUAUGAAAUAGAUUUCAGGGUAGCAUUGUUGGAAUAUAUUAAGGAAUUAUCACCAUAGUAAGCUAAAAUAAUAGGGCGAGGGAGUUUGCGCAACGCGCUGCUCGGAUGGUCUGCCUUGUACGUGCCAGGCUGCCAGCCUCGGCCGUUGGCGCGAAAACUGUGGGAAAGACAGGGACAGUUCAGGAAGUCUCAGGCUGUUUUGGAGCCUUUCGUGGCUGUGCUAGCAAAUAGCAGGAAGAGCGUAUCCUGCUACUGUAUGGGCUGGAUCAACCUCAACUUGUAACUGGUGGUAGCUACUCCAUCCAUUAAUUCUUUCCCUCUGUUGAGACAACUUAAAUAACUGCACCAGAAGAAUUAAGCACAGAUGAUGAGAGUCACCACCAUAUAUCUGAUUUGGCACUUGAAGAAGGAUUAGCUUUAUGGGCAUCAAAAAAUAACAUUACACGCCAGGCAGCAAAUGAAUUAUUGGAGCUGUUGAGGAAUAAUGGGCAUAAUCUACCUAAAGAUUCACGCACUUUGAUGGAAACUCCAAGGUAUGUAGAGGUAUUAGAAAAAUGUGGAGGACACUAUUAUUAUUUUGGGAUUGGUUCAUGUUUGCAAAAUAUAUUGAAGACUCAUCCAGCAUUUGUAAAAGAAAAUGAUUCGGUUAAACUCAGUGUAAACAUAGAUGGUAUUCCUUUGCAUAAAUCAAGCAAUGAACAGUUCUGGCCUAUACUGAUAAAGUUCAGCUGCUUUAAGCCAGCAUUAGUUGCUCUGUAUUGUGGAAAGACUAAACCAGAUUCUAUUGACAGUUUUUUGGAAGAUUUUCUUCAAGAAUAUAAGCAACUUUCUGAAAAUGGUUUAGUUUUUGAAGGGAAAAGACUGGCAGUAAGAAUAGUUGCAUUUAUUUGUGAUGCACCUGCACGCUCAUUUAUCAAAUGCAUAAAAGGGCACAAUGGGUAUUACUCAUGUGAGGGAUGUGAAAUUAAAGGAACCUGGCAAUCACAUGUUCUUGUAUUAGACUCUGCACAACCCUGUAAUGAAAGAUCUGAUGAGAAAUUCAAUCAGGAACAGUACAGGGAUUCUCAUCAGUUAGGAAAAAGUCCUUUGAUUCAGUAUGGAAUAUCUUGCGUGAAAGGGUUUCCACUGGAUUACAUGCAUAUGAUUUGCCUUGGUGUUACCAGAAGAAUGCUACUUUUCCUCAUAAGAGGUUCUAAGAAAUGCAAACUCUCUCAGCUUCAAAUAAGUUUAAUUUCUUCUUCUUUAGAGAGUCUUUCCAACAAACUACCAAGUGAAUUUGCUAGACAGCCACGAUCACUAGCCGUAAUUGAUCGCUGGAAGGCCACCGAAUUUAGACAGUAUAUAUUAUACACAAGUAUUGUUGUCCUGAAAGAUGUUGUUCCUGAUAUUAUAUACAAAAACAGUCUUUUGCUUACUGUGUCCUUAUCAGUUUUAUUGAAUUCCAAUGAUGAAAUACGAAAUUCUUACUUACCAUAUGCAAGAGAAUUACUUAAGUGUUUUGUACAACAGUGUCGAGAUAUAUAUGGUCAAAGUUUUAUUGUAUAUAAUGUUCAUAAUCUUCUUCACUUGGUAGAUGAUGUAGAGAAUUACCAGUGUUCCCUUAAUGACAUUUGUGCUUUCCCAUACGAGAAUGAACUUCACAAAAUAAAGCAGUUAGUGAGGUCAUCAAACAAUCCAGUUUCUCAAGUUUUCAAAAGACUUGCAGAAAAGAAAAUGUUUAAUGAAUCAAAAGUGACAGAAGCUAAUCACAGAAUAUAUAUAUCUACAAAAUACAAAAAUAAUUGUUUCAUGUUAAAAAAAGAAGAUUUUGUGUUCCUUAGGAAACUAAAAAAUGAUGUCUACUAUGAAUGUGAUGUUCUUCGUCAAAGCCAAACUGAAAUUUUUUUUACUGAACCAUGCAAUUCUAAACUCAUUAACAUUGUGUUUAUGAAAAAUAAGAGUAAUUUAAAAAAGAAAGUAAUUCACUUAGAGCAGCUGCAUAGAAAGGUGAUAAAAUUGCCAUACAAAGAUGGUGUUGUUUUAGUACCAGUUGCACAUGACAUUUCCAGUUAGGUGGGCAGUUGUACAUGGUGUAUUCUCAUGACUGAUAUGUGUUUACUAAAGAGAAGUUAAGCAAAACGUUUCAGAUCUGCAGGAUUUUAGUCUUCAUACACAAGUUGUAUUUGUUAUGUAUCUCUCUUAUGGCCAUUGUUCUUUAUCUCAAAACUGUUCAUCUACUCGUACAUCUUCACUCUCCUCUUCGUCUCCCUUGUGCCUUGUGUGCCAGUACAGCCCGGAGUGCUGCUCUUCGGCUUAUGAAGAGGAUUUUGUCAGGUUGAGACAUGGAAUGUGGAAACGAGCAGUUUGGUUGGAGGGUAAGAAAGAAGAAGAGGGUGUGGUGCCAUCCAGCUGGGUAUUAGAAGAGAACCAAACCUUGUUUUGGCCACAAGGAGUUAAUGCUGAGAAUGCCCUUCAUAAUCAGCAAGAACCAGACCCUGCAUCAUGGAGAAAGUUUAUGUUGAAAAAAGUGAAGAUCACUUCUGAUAGUUUUCAAGAAUGCGAUACCUACCAUCUGACAUCUACGGUGGAGAGUUCUGAGAGCAACAGUGAUCCUGAUGAAGGUCUACUCAUGAGAAAAAGGAGAAAACGUUGUAAGAAAAAUCUGCCUGAUGACUUUGUCAGCAGUGAAAACUUACAUGCUGUCCACAUGAAGCCAGCCUCACAGAAGCCACAGGUCACAACCUCUCAAGAUAAGGUAGCUUCUGCUCCUUCACAGGUUGUACUUCCAACACCUCCUCCUAAGGUGUCUUUGGAUAUGCGGUCCACCAGAACCCAUGGGAUGAUGGAGUGCAGUGCAACAAAAGAUUCGGUAUCCAGCAAGACAUCCAAGUCAUCUGACAACAGUGAUGGCAGUGGCCAGCAUGACAGGAGACAUCAUGACACGCCUUACCAAAAAAGAAACCAUGAUCGAGGUGACAAUCUUGACCACCAUGACAGGAGACACCAUGACACACCUCACCGAAGAAGAAGCCAUGACCAAGGUGACAGUCCCGACCACCAUGACACACCUCACCGAAGAGGAAGCCAUGACCAAGGUGACAGGAGACACCAUGACACACCUCACCGAAGAGGAAGCCAUGACCAAGGUGACAGGAGACACCAUGACACACCUCACCGAAGAAGAAGCCAUGACCAAGGUGACAGGAGACAUCAUGACACACCUUACCGAAGAAGAAGCCAUGACCAAGGUGACAGUCCCAACCACCUAUCUUACUAUAGUGACAGUCCCGACCAGCAUGACAAGAGGCACCAUGACACAUCUUACCGAAGAAGAAGCCAUGACCAAGGUGACAGUCCCGACCACCUAUCUUACUAUAGUGACAGUCCCGACCAGCAUGACAAGAGGCACCAUGACACACUUUACCGAAGAAGAAGCCAUGACCAAGGUGACAGGAGACAGCUUGACACACCUGACCGAAGUGAUAGCCCUGGCCAGCAGGAGAGGAGAUAUGAAAAACACUAUCAAAAUAGAAGUCAUGACCACUAUGACUGGGACAAUAGACGUGAUAGACACAACCAGAGAGACAACAAGAGCAUGUGUGACCCUUGUAAUGACAAUCAAAAGAAUCACAAAGGUAGCCAGGAAGAUGCUGAAUCCAGCUUCCCUCUAACUAAAUUUCAGAAGCGAGUGUUACAACUUCUGCUGGACAUCAGGAAAACUGUUUCGGAUACGAGCACAUGUGGUGGUAAACCAGCUGACACAGCUUGUACUCUUACAAUCAAACGGAAUAAUUCCCUGGAAGAAGUGCAGAAUCUAGAGGAUGAAUUGGUUAAUCCCAGUUAUUUCAUGUAAGUGUGCAACCAGUGCGUCCGCAUAGGUGGCUAUAAUAAGAGAGAUAUGGUCUCUAAUUUGAUGUGCAGGUUUAUGACCAAAAACCUCAUGUGUCAGUAUAACAUGCUUGGGCAGAGAGGCAAGUUGUCUUUUAGAAAAACAAAGUUAUACAAUGUGAUUCAGGAGAGCGUGCUUAAAAAGUUCUCAGAUUCAAAUGUGACAGAAAUACAAAUGAUAGUUGCAGCAAAAUUGCGUAAUGCUCCAAAAUUGAAAAAUGAAAAUUAGCUGAUGUAAAAUGGUACUUACAAUCAGUUAAGAUCUGCAAGAAUGUUAAAACAAACCAAUCUUUGUCUCAUGCAUGACCUUGGUGAAGUAAAGUAUUUUCAUACCAAGAUGAACUGCAAUAGCGCAGUGAAAAAUCUAGUCAUACCCACUGCCACCAGGAGUCUAACCCGGGUCUCUUGAGUGAGAGCCAGACAGCAAGACCACUACACCACUGUGGUGUAGGGGUCUUGCUGCCUGGCUCUCACUCAAGAGACCCGGGUUCGACUUCUGGUGGCAGUGGGUAUGACUAGAUAAAGUAUUUUCAUUUUGUAUGUUACUAAAAAAAUGCUGGUAAAUUUAUCUCAUGACUGAUUGUACACAGAUGACCUUAUAUAUUGUAACUAUGUGUACAUUUCCCUUCCUCCCCCCUCUCUCUCUCUCUCUUAAAGAAGCUCUUUUUCUAUCAGAAUGACAAAAUUUAUUGAUGUGUAAACAGUAUAAGGGGGGAUGUUAGAGAAGCUUAAGAAUGAGAGAACCAGGACCGCCGAGAACCGAACCUCAGACAAGCUGUUCCCGCCACCACGCUAACCUGGUCCUGGUUCUUUCAACUUGUCGUUAUGGGAUUCAAGCUUAAGAAUGGUUUUAAGAUGUGGAGAGAGACUUACUGCUGUAAAAUUUGAACCGAUUGGGAUAUUACCUCAUGAUAUUUAUGUGAGAUGAUAUUAAUGAUCUCAGAUUAUAAAAGCAAACUAGUAUUAUUAACAGUGAUUUAUUUUGUAAUUUAGUAAUAGAUAUAACAUUUUAAUUUAUAAUUUUGCUUUUGCCUACCACUUAGGUUCCCAUGUAUUUUUACGUAAAUGAAAAAGUAUGGAGCUACACAAGUAUCAAUUCACAAAAUGCUUAAUUUCAUUGACAACUGUGGUCUGUAUUGUUUUAAGCAUAUUGUGUACUUGUGGCAGGCCUGGUAUUCUUUGCAUAUAUUCCCCCUGGGGCUACAUAGAUACUAGAAUGUAGCCCUCUCCAUGUCGGCUGUGUGCCGUAAGAGGCGACUGAUUCUGGCCCUGGGUGGGGAUCUCUUUUACUAGCCCAUAGCAGGUCUUUUUACCGCUUGACAUAUUUUCCCUUCUCAUUUCCCUUUGCUUUCUGUCCAUUUUCUUUUACGUUCUCUUACUUUUCCGAGUGGUGGGCUGACUCUUUGUCAGAGUGAGGGUUGGUGUCCUUUACUUCCCAUAGCCAUUUCUGUCUUUCUCUUGUUCUAUAUACCUCUACUGUUUAGGGUGACACUAGGCUGGGGAUCUGCCCAUUCUUCUCUACCUUUUAUAGUCCCACUUGUGGCACAUGCCCAGGGAUAAUGCUAGGCACAAGUGCCAUGGGAACCCAUUUAUUGAGUCGUGGCCCGGGAUGGCGGAUGGUCACCCUCACAGUUCAAGGGUGGUUUCUGCUGUUCUGGACCAUGGCAUGGGGAGGUAAUGCAUAGGAGCAGGUGUCAGGCUAUGGAUGGAUUGUGGCUAAACAAAGUUUUAAUUUUUUGUAUUACUGGGAUCAUCCAUUUAUAUAUUGCAGUUAUUCUUCAUUCAAGUCAGAUAUCUUGAAAGCCUUUAUAUAUAAAAAUGCAAGCACUAACUUUUUUUUUUUUUUCAUAAAAUAUGGAAAUUAUUUUGGUUUUGAUAUUUUUACAAGGAUGAAGAUUAUUAAAUUUAUGAAAAAGUGUAAGACUGAAGAAUAUAUAUAUACACACUUUCUGUA